Biomphalaria glabrata is the source of this 4889-nucleotide messenger RNA. Its product is annotated as myocyte-specific enhancer factor 2C-like. Gene Ontology annotation, biological process: positive regulation of transcription by RNA polymerase II. Lineage: Eukaryota; Metazoa; Mollusca; Gastropoda; Planorbidae. Gene Ontology annotation, molecular function: DNA-binding transcription factor activity, RNA polymerase II-specific; protein dimerization activity; RNA polymerase II cis-regulatory region sequence-specific DNA binding. The record is from RefSeq and is a predicted model, not a curated record. The coding region runs from base 836 to 1990 and encodes 384 amino acids. The transcript has 9 exons.
CGUUAACGAAUAUUUCAUGAACGAUGCUUUAGUUUUAGCAUCACUUGACUUUUUUUAAUGACUUUAAACUUUUACUUAGACGACUUACUUUACAGUACUUUACUGACUUAGUCUUAGUGGACAGUGACUGACAGUCUAGCUAGACUAGACUCUAGCCUCUAGAUAUAUUCAAUAUUGUAGUCUAUAUACUAGAUUCUAUUUCUAUCUACUAAUCUAGUCUAGGUCUAGCUAGUCUAGAUUCCUAGAAAUAAGAAACAGUCAACAGUGAUUAAUAAUCUUACUUACUAUUGACUGAUAGUGAUUUUCACUUAAUAGACCCUUAUAAUUAAGUCUGUAAUGUUACUCAAGUCACUCACUCACUGUUACUGUUAUUCUGUAGUGUGACAUCUAAUUCUAUUAUAGAUUCAUCUAGAUCUACUAGAGUGUUGACAUGAAACAAUGAAUGUAGACGCUAGAUCUAAAAAGUUUUACAAUAAUUCCAUAUGAUUAGGCUUUACCCUUUAAAUUUUGUUAACAUGGGGUAAUAUGUAUCAUAAUCAUACUUGAUCAUGAUGAAAUUCCAUUUGGUCAUUAUGACUGUGAUCAAUGAAACGAAAAUUAGAAAAUUAAUUAUUGUCUCCUACUCUUAUCCAUAUUUGUACCCAACCCAUAUGGCUAUACCUCCUAUGGUUAUAUCAUUCGCUGGAAUGUUAAUGUAACCUAGACUAUUUUAGACAAAAGUCAUUACAAUUUUUGAAAGAAUUGGCAUACAGACAAAAAAAGACAUAAAUUUCACUGAGAAGUUCUCAGUCUGGCCCUUACAUAGCAAUUGAAAUUGGAACCAAAAAGAAAAAGUAUGGGUAGAAAAAAGAUUCAGAUUGCACGCAUCAAUGAUGAACGCAAUAGACAGGUCACAUUCACAAAAAGAAAAUUUGGUUUGAUGAAAAAGGCUUAUGAACUCAGUGUUUUAUGUGAUUGUGAAAUAGCCCUCAUAAUAUUUACUAGUAACAACAAGCUGUAUCAGUAUGCAAGUUCAGACAUGGACAAAGUACUCCUCAAAUAUACAGAGUACAAUGAUUCUGUAGUUAGUCAAACAAACAAGGACAUUGUUGAUAUGUUGACAAAGAAAGAAGGUAAAGGUGGUGAUAUGGAUGGUGAAGAUGAUGAAUAUCCUCUAUCUCCACGCACAGAUGAAAAUUAUCGUAAAAUAGAUGCAGACUUUGCAAAGGCAAUGACAGAUAGUGUAAAGCCGCAACAACUAUAUCCAGUACAAGUGUCUUCAAGCCAAUAUACAACAACCCAGGGAAGUAUGGGUGGAGGUUCAGUUAUAGUUUUACAUCCACCUCAGACAGUAACACGCUCUGUGCCAAGUCCUUCAGUUGUCCAACGUGUAAGCCCUGCCCCUGCGACGGCUACUUUAAUGUCUGCUGCUCAAAAUAAUCAAUCUGGUAGCAGUUCACAACCAGUACCUAUAGCCUUACACAGUGUUGCUGACUUUUCUACUUCUUUGGUAUCUGCUGGUCAAAAUCAGACAAUUACUGUGACUGCAGGAAAACGGCCUGGCUUAAAAGUUCUUAUACCUGAAAGAGCCCCCGCAAUAACACAGGCUCGAACAAUAGGCACAGCUUUAGAUACACCUAAUGUUUCCAUAGCAACUCCAAAUCAAGGAAAUCAAGGGACUAUCCAAGCUAUUUUAGCUGGAGAUCUUCUCAACAGUGCAGAUAUAACAGGUUUGUCACCAUUAGUGUACCAGUUAAGUGGUCAGGGUCCAGGUCCCCUUACGGCAGCCUUACAAGCUUCUGGUGUAACUUUUACUCCUGGGGGCUCUGUUUCCAUGUCAUCAACACCAAUAGCCAUCUCAUUACAUCACCAGAAAGGGAAUAUAAAACAAGAACCAGGCUCACCAAUGAAAACUGACCAUUCAGCCAUUGACUCCUCUGUCACCUCUCCACAUCAACGGCGAUCCGAAGAACCUAUGGAUAAAAGACCUCGUCUAGAUAAUGAUGGCUGAUAGUGUUAUUUAUUAAAUAGUUUAAUGUUCCACUUUUGUUGAAGCUUAAGUUUCAGUUAUCAAAGCACUAACCUAUUAUUUAUAUUUAUAUAUAGAUUACUCCAAAACAAAGUGUACCUUGUGAUUGUUAAAACAAACUACAGAAAAUAUGGUACAUUUUGUUUUUUACAUAAAUAGUGUCACUCUUUUGUAAAAGAGAUUUUAAUAAUUGUUUCAACUAUAGUUUAUCUCUAUCCUCUAUACCUGUUUUGAAUUAAUAAGAUCUGUAUUUUUUUAACUAUAAUAAACUGCUCAUACCUUAACAAAUUUGAUAAAACUUUUUCUGAUAAAGAUUAUUGUUUUAAAUUACAAAUUGAAAGAUCCUUCAAUAGCUUAAAAAGAAGAGACAACACUGUGAUAUUCUGCCGGUGACGUCAGUAUAGUAGGAAAUAUUGUUUGCUCCAAAAAGAAUGUAAAAUGAGUUGAAUGUACUUGCAAUGUUUAAAAAAAAAAUUUUCACAAAUGUUGUUCUAAAAUUAUUUUGUAAUUUUUUUUUAUUUCAGUAUAAUCUUAUGUAUUAUUAAGAUUUUUUUAGAAUAUAUUGUGAUAUUUGUGUCUGGAUAAACUGUUUGAGGUAAAAAGAAAUUAUUUGAUAGAAUGAAAAUAAGAAUUAAAAUAUUCUGACACAAGUAGUUCCUAUGGAUUGAACAGAUAUUAAAUUACAAAACAGGUAUCAUUUUUUGCUAGUAUGUCCAGAUUGAUGUAUUUGUAGUUGCUUUGAGUUGGUUUCUAUGUAACUUUUAGUUCAUUAUUGUUAAAGAAAGAAAUGUAUCUAGCUAAAGUGAAAUAAAAAGCCAAAACAACUUUCAGAGAAGCAAAAAUGGAUAGUUAUAUAAUCACCUAAAGUGAUUUUAUGGCUUUAAAAAAAGGAUCCAAUCAAAUAUAAAAAAUUACUUUAUUUAGAAGGACAUUUAGCCCUAUAAUUAAAUGUUGCUUUUUAAACUUUCAGUAUAAACCCCUUUCUUAAUCCACUUAUCUAUUACUUAUCAAUACUUAUCUUUUGUCAGAAUCAGUCACAGAUUAGGCUAAAUAUUCUAUUACAGAUAAUAUGGACUACAUUCAUCUUAAAAUGUUAAUAUGUCAGGUGUAAAUAGUGUUGUUGUUGUUUUUUCCAUUACUAAUAUGCAUAUAUUUUAUAUUCAUUCAUUUAUUGGCUUUAAUUCCAUGACUAACCCACUAAAGGGUUUCAGUUAUAUCUGAAGAAAAUAAUAUUAGUAGAAUUUUUGUAUUUCAAAUAUUAUCUGAAUGUUUGCAUUUGUUGUUUUAUGAAAACAAAAAAUUUGAUUUCAUUCACACUUCUGUUGCUUGCCCAAGAAGUAUGCAUGUAUUUUUAUUAUCUUUAAUAACUUUGAUCUGAAAAAUUUAAAACUUAGGUAAAAUUUAUUCCUUACAUUUGAAUGCCAUGUGGCUUUGGAGGAUAAAUAAAGACAUGAUUUUCAAUAUUUGUAUUUUAAUCAUAAGAACCACAGUGGAAAUCUCUUAUAUUAAUUAUGGGGACCAUAUUCUUUAGAAAUGAGAUGUUAAUAAUACUAAAAGCUUUUACUUUGAGUUAAAAUAUUAAGGAUGAGUGCAGUUUUUCAAGUGGCUAUAAAGACCCAGUUGCACCCUACAUAUUUUGCUGCUUCUGAAGUAGACAAAAAUAAAUGUUAUUGAAUCAUUAUAUCAAAUAGGAAUACAAUAUUUUUCAUUUCACCCCAGAAAUCAGGAUUCAAAUAUUUCUAUGCUAUUUGGCACUUAGGCCAAUAUUUUUAAAUGGAUAAAAUAAUGCUAAUUGUAUGAUAUGGGUUGUUUUCCUUUACACAUAUAUUUAUAUGCAUUUGUAUUUUGUAAAUCCAAUAUUAAGAUACAUCUAUAAUUUUUGUUUUGUCUAAUGUCAAUGAACAAAUUUUCUUAUGUUGUUGUUAAUUAACUAAUGAGUAUCAUGUUGAUUACAUUUUUUUUUUCAUAGUCAAUCUCAACAAAGUGAAGCACAUUGCACUAUUUCACCCCACACCUAUCAUAAUAUCUUACUGAAUAUAUAACAAAAUCUUCUGAUCUUAAAAUAAGAGAAGAGCAAUAGAGAACAAGAAUCAUAACAUCAAUAGCUUUUUUUAUUCACUGAUUUGAUUUGUUCAGUGGCACGCCAUAGCCUACCUAAUUCAAACUCUGAUUUAUCAAAGUACUGAGCUGAGAGUCCAUUUUAAAAAAAAGAACUUUGAGCACUGAAAAAUUAAGAUUUGAAUUAAAAUUUAAUUCCAUCAUUUCAAGGAUCUGAAACCUAGUCUGAGAUAGGCCAACAUUUUGAUCUAGUUCAAUUAGCUAUCAGGUAAUAGAAUAGAAAACUCACAUCAUUGAUGUCUUUUUUUCCCCCCUUUGUUAUGAUCACACAAACAAAUGUAGGACUAGUUCAAUACUAGAUAAUGAGAGAUGAGAAAGCUUUCAAAGGCCUUUCUUCAAAAUAUAGUUAUAUUUUGGUCUUGGAAUCACAUUUUUUUACUUGACAUUGAUUUGUUUCUUUAGUCCAACAUUGUGUUCUGGUUGAUGUACAACUAGAAACAAAAUGAACAAGCCUUUGUCAUGUUCUUACAAUACUUUGUAAAUAGUGUGUUGCACUGGUGUGUGUGUGUAUAUACAUUAGUUCUAUUAUCAAUACAUUCAAUGUAAAUAGACCUUUUAAAUAACAGCAAUAUGUUGUUUCUUGAUUUUUUUUUUCUUUUCCUUCAACUGCUGUGUCUUAUAGUUACGAUUGUUGAAAUAAAUGUUUAUUAUCAAUAUAACUAUAUUUACAAAUGUCUGUAUGAUGUUACAUAAUAUUGACCUGAAAUAUCAAAUGUUCUUAUUAAAAUAGUGUAGACUAUAAAUAAAUAAAUCAACCAAUCAA